AUGAGUUUCCCAGGUCACAACCCUGACCUGUUCAGGUGGAGGGGCCACGACAGGAGUAAAACAUGCGCAGAUAAGGUGCACGUGCAGACUGGGGAUAUUGAUCAGUGGAGGAAGCGGGUGGAGAUGGCCUCAGAGUUUUCUUUAUCUAAAGUCUUCUCCCACAAGACACCUCAGUCAGGAAGCCGCAGCCGAGCCGUUCCACUGCAAAGCUCUGACCAGUUAAAAGAACACGAUGAUGCUUACAGCGAAGCUCAGGCUCUUCUUAAUGGUUGGCUGGGCAGUAAGAUGCGGUCGGAGCUGGAGGAGGUGGAGGAGGAAGAUGACCUGAUGUGCUCCACUGGGAGGAGACGCCCCACUGCACAGGCUUAUACUCUCCCUACCGCCCGAGACUACGACAGCUUUGAUGAUCUCUACAACUGCCUGACAGAGGAUGAGGAGUACGGCUCUGUUAAAAGCUUCCUACAAGGCCUGAUGGAGCAGGAGGUUCUAGACAGUGGGACGAUGGAGGAACUGGUGCUGGAUGUCGGACAAACGAGAAAGAAGUUCAGGGACCCGCUCGUCACCAUGGAAGCACGACACAAGCUGGUGCGAGAGAACAGGGCCCGGCUUGACGCCCAGAGGCAGAGCCAGCAGAGAGAGAGAGAGGCUCAGCGGGGAGCCAGAGAGGAGGAGAAGAGGAGGGAGCGAGAGGAGGAGGCCAGGAAGAAGCAGGAGGCGCACAAACAGGAGGAGCUGGUGCAGCAGGAGAUGGUGCGACUGCGGCGUCAGAUGGAGGAGAUGAAAGGCCCGAAUCGACAGAGGGAGAGAGAGAGAAUGGAAGAUCAGAAGUCGGCCAGUAACCUCCAGUCAGCCCCAACACAUUCCACGAAACAGCCGAAGCAGCUGGAAACACAGCAACUGUACAGGGAACAGAAGAUUCAAACCAUGCUCCACCUGAGCAACCUUAAGUGUUUGCAGAGGCAUUUUUCGAAUUGGUAUUCAGUCGUGUUGGACCGAAAGCUUCGUAUGGGUAAGGCCGGGGCCCUCUCUGACUGGAAGAGGAAGCUGAGAGCCUGGCGAGGCUGGCGGACGGUGGUGUGGGCGGAGCAGAAGCAGCGAGAAGUGGCGAGUACAGAGGAGAGGCUACGGACCGAUAACAGACAAUGCCAGCUGGCUGUGGAGAGUGACCGAAGGCGGCUGCUGAAACAUUGUGUGAACGGGUGGCGGCUGUGGUGUCGCAAGGAGAAGGAACAACGAGAGCUUUUGGCCCAGCAACAGGAAACCCGCCGAAAAAUGGCGGCUUUAAUCAGCGCUGCAUCAACAGGCAAACUCAAGCCCCCAGUAGCCCCCCGUGAUCGACUAGUUAUGUCCCCACCCGAGGCAACGAAUCCACCAAAGACCACGAAGAAGGGGGAUCACCACAGGUCAGGCUCUUUGGCCCGCAACGCCUCUGCACUACAUCAGGUUAAGAUGCCUGCGAGAGCAGCGGCACAGCCCACUCAGCCGUGGCAGGUGACCCGAAGGCAUGCGGCUCCGACUGCUGCUGAGCUCCAGGACGCACGGCAGCAAGGUGUCGGUGGCGAAGCGGAGAGCGACACGUCACCCGGCGACAGGUUUGAGAACAGACACGCCAUCCAGCAGCAAGUCAUCGCACAACAACGGAGGCUGCUGAAGGUGCAGCAAGACCAAAUUGCACAGCUGAAGGAGGAGCAGAGCGUGAAGGGUUUGGAGGAGGAGCUGAAGAGAAGUGCACAGUUGUCCCAACCAUCAAAGGGAAGAGGCUCGAGACCAAAGAGCCGCGACUCUGAGCCCGCAGAGCAGAGGGAACAGAGAGAUUCUGCAGAGACUGACAGUCCGUUGACGCCUCCGAGGAAAGCUGUCGCACGCCAGACAUGCCCUCCUCCAAUCCUCUCCGCCAUGGAGGCCCGCGCCCGCCAACGCACAGAGCGAAGGAAGGAGAUCGAGGAGCUCAAGAGAAAGAAGGAGGAGGAGAAGCUGGUUGAGUUGAAAGAAGCUGAGGAGCAGAGAAAGAGGGAGGAGGAGGAGGAAAAACAGCGAGCAGCAGAGAAGAGGAGGGAGGAGAAGAGGCUGGAAAGAGAAAGGGAAGAGGAAAAUAAGAGGCAGGUGAAAAGGCAGCAAGAUCUCCUGCAAGUCGCCCGUCAACACUACAGAAAAACCUUGUUGCUACGGAGAGGCCUGGCGCCGUGGAAACGCCUCAUUCAGCUCAAACGAGCCAACACACAGCUGGCCGAGAGUCAUCACAAUCUCCUCCUCCUGAAGAGCUGCACGCUGGGCUGGCAGCAAUCAGCAAGAGAGGCCGUGUCUGGGAAAGAAGCUUCUGCUGACCGACUGCACCGGCACCGUGUGCUUCAGACCAGCUUAGGCUGCUGGAUGAGACUGAGGGACUGGCGGCAGAUUCAGCAGCAGCGAGCCGAGCACUUCCAUCGCACUCGCACUCUGAGGAGGUUUCUGCUGGCGUGGCUGCACCAUGUGACCCAGGAGAGGCUGGACGACUGGGACCGUCGGGAGCUGGCUCAGGAGCACAACAACAGACGGGUGCUGCGGCGAUGCUUCCUGGCCUGGAGGCCGCUUCCCUGUCUGCUGCGCAAGGAAAGGCAGCGGGAGAUGCGGCGGGAGAAGCUCGGACGGAAAGUGACCGAAGUCCUGCCGGAUUUCUGCUCGCUUCCACCGCUGAGCCUCUGGGAGAGAGAGUCGGAACCGCCCACCCACACAGAGGACACACAAACUGUGCCGAGGACACUCGUAGAAACACAAAGAAAGUGA
This is a messenger RNA of Limanda limanda (common dab), 2763 nucleotides long. It is a transcript of the gene ccdc191, whose product is annotated as coiled-coil domain containing 191. Gene Ontology annotation, molecular function: phosphatase binding. The record is from RefSeq and is a predicted model, not a curated record. Bases 1 to 2763 code for a protein of 920 amino acids. Lineage: Eukaryota; Metazoa; Chordata; Actinopteri; Pleuronectiformes; Pleuronectidae. The transcript is spliced from 17 exons.